AUGCAGGAGAUGGCUUUGCACCACCACCAACAGCAACACCAUCACCAGCACCCUGACGGCGCUCAUUACGAUCCUGCCCGUAACCACCCCAUGAUAAACAGCUCACCUCCGAUACUGCCCAACCCCAUGAGCGCACUGUCUCAGCUAAACCCUCAGGUCAGCCGGAGCGCACUGCCUCAUGGUUCCCCCUCGCCUCCUGGGAGUAAAUCAGCCACACCCUCUCCUUCAAGCUCCAAUCAGGAGGAGGAGACAGAUCCUCAUUCAAAGAUGACGGGUGAGAAACGGCCAUCUUCAGAGAUGAUGAAGCCCAAGCCCAAGCCCCAAAAGAAGAAGAAGAAGAAGGACCCUAAUGAGCCGACCAAGCCUGUGUCAGCCUACGCUUUGUUCUUCAGAGACACCCAGGCAGCCAUCAAAGGACAGAAUCCAAACGCAACCUUUGGAGAUGUUUCCAAGAUAGUCGCCUCCAUGUGGGACGGACUGGGAGAGGAGCAGAAACAGAGCUACAAGAGGAAAACAGAGGCUGCUAAGAAGGAGUACCUGAAAGCCCUGGCCGCCUACAGAGCCAGUCUGGUUUCCAAGACGUAUAACGACCCUGGGGAGAAUAAAACUGCCCAAACGAGCCAGGCCUCUCCACAUAUGAUGCCAACCAACUCGCUGUACAGUGUGCCACCUCCCCCACAGCCGUCAUCGCCAUACCUGGGACCCGGGGCCUUCCCUCUAACCGACCUGCAGAGCUAUGCAGGCCACGCCCCACGCCACACUCUGUCACAGACCCUCAGCCAAUCCCCAAUGCUGCCCAGCAUUAGUGCCUCCCCACCUUCCUCCUUCCAGAUCAGCCCGCCGCUUCACCCCCACCAGCAGCUCUCCCUGCACCAGAGCUCGCUCCUCAACCAGCCCAUCCGAAUGCAGCAGGUCCAGUCCCAGCCAAUCAUCUCUCACCAGAUGGGGCUACAGGCCUCUCUUCACUCCCCACCUCCAGGGCAGCAGGGUUUUUCCCACCUCCAGUCAGAGUACCAGAAGAGCAUUGGGGGUUCCCAGUCACCAGGAGCUCCUGGCUCUGGGCCCGGUCCUGGAGUGGCUCAGACCCAGGAGUGGGAUGGAGAAUACUGCAAUCGGGAGUGCGGCAACCACUGCAGUGGAAGCAUGAUAGGCAGGGACAAGCCCCUCUACCUCACCUGAAACUGAAGAUUAUCCUCUGCUGACAAAUGACGACACCGAGGAGUCUAUUCUCAUCCCGCUCUGUUCUCCUCACCCAGCCCCGACCUCCUUCCUCUCACAUCAUGUGUACACUUUACAUACAGCCACACACAAACACAUUCAGAUUCCUGAAACUGUUAUCAUCAACCUGUUUAUUUUUCAUUGUUAAUGUAAUUAUUAUUUCUUGCAGUUUCUAGAGUUUGUGACCAGUUUUUUGACUAGAUGACUACUGUCUGUACCACUUAUUGUAUUAACAGUCUUCUUGCUGUUUAAAUUUGCCAAGCACUUAUAAAAUCCCUCCCCCCUUUUCCUUCUCUUCCUCCUCCUCUUCUUCUUCCUCAUCCUCCUCCUUCUCGUCCUCCUCCUCCAUGCCUCCUCAGUUAUAUGUCUGAGCCCUCUCUGAUCUGGGCUGUGGAGUGCUCCUCUUGUGUGUCACCAUCAAAAAGACCCCUUAGGGAUCCCAUUCAGCUUUAAGUAGAAAAAAAUAAGUGUUCCUCCUUUUUUCCACCCUAUUUUUGUAGUUUUCUUUGCUUUUGUUGGUGUUUCUGUCUUAUUUAUUUCUUGCUGGCUAUUUUGUUUCUCUCUCUCUUUUUUUGCAUUUUUCCUAGUAAGCCCUGUAUCAUAGAGAAAUAUUAACUCCUAGUAUGUUGAGCAUAGGCCUUGAUGUUAUGGUAGCUGUGCUUACGGGCCAGAAGAUUAAAGGCUUGGUGGGGAAUGAGACAGAAAAACAAAGCAAAUCUUUUUAUUAUUAAUAAAGACCUGUAGAGGUCUACUGAGCUGUCACAGUGUGAUUGUAACUAUCACUUUUGUGGAAUCAAAUUGGGAAUUAAAAGUCCAAAUAGAUUUGUUCCUCUAAAAGUACAUGUAUGUUAAUGUAUGUGUGUGAGUACGUCAGGACGUUAGAAUGUACCCCAUUCAUGGCGUGGUAUGAGUGUGUGCGACCAGAGGACUAGUAAGUGUGACUCUCCUCUGUGUUUGAGUCUUUCCUGUGAAUUUAACAAUCCCGUGCAGCUGGAUUUCGGAGGAGUAUUUCACACUUUCACUCUCGCAUUAAAUCUGUGCUCACUCGUG
Molecule: messenger RNA, 2268 nt
Organism: Xiphophorus hellerii (green swordtail)
Lineage: Eukaryota; Metazoa; Chordata; Actinopteri; Cyprinodontiformes; Poeciliidae
Product: TOX high mobility group box family member 2-like
Biological process (GO): regulation of transcription by RNA polymerase II
Cellular component (GO): nucleus
Molecular function (GO): chromatin DNA binding
Source: RefSeq, a predicted model, not a curated record